Dermacentor silvarum is the source of this 1368-nucleotide messenger RNA. RefSeq lists its product as uncharacterized. The transcript is spliced from 2 exons. Lineage: Eukaryota; Metazoa; Arthropoda; Arachnida; Ixodida; Ixodidae. Bases 430 to 1368 code for a protein of 312 amino acids. The record is from RefSeq and is a predicted model, not a curated record.
AUAGAUAGAUAGAUAGAUAGAUAGCCUAUGGAAAAUUCGUGAACUACCCUAAGAAUGCUAAUCGCAUUAAUAGGAGACAAUCGCUACGGUAUUCCGACCCUGCACUCUGUCGGAUUCCGUCAUGCUGUCAGAAUCUGCUAUGCUCGCGUUUUAAGCCAAUGAAAGAGGGCGUAUCCGCCCUGCGAGCCAAUGUCACAGCUGACCAGCUGGCGAAUAACGGAAUAUCACUUCCGGCAGGAUUCGUCAACGUUGGUUAUGUGCCCUUGACUAUACACCCUAGACCCUCCAGCCGAUAUUGGGACCGCAAACUGACGAAGAAGAAGAAGAAGAGGACGAUCGAAGGAGGAAGGAGCCAUUACGGACAACUCGGUUCCUCCUACGCCGUGGAUUUAACUUUCGUGAAAUUUAUUUUCUUUUCCCACUCCCGGCAUGACAAAGCGCCGCUCCACCCCGAGGCUUCACCGAUAUCGCUUCGUGGCAUGCACCGACGCCGUGGGCGGGCGAAGAAGAGGAGGAAGACGACGACGACCGAAGGCGACACGGCGCCGACGUCCGGGAGCCCACGUCGCGCCAACCUCCGCGCGAAGCGGACGACGCGGGCGCGCUCGCCAGGCCACCAUGCGUCGAAGCACCGCCUGGCACACACCGGCGUCGACGCUCGCCCGGAGAAGAACAGUGUCGACGCCUCUGCAGGCCGGGAUUAACAGCGGCCUCGGAGCGUUGUUGAUCCUGCUGUCCUGGGCGCUGGCUCUUCCGGCGACCGGCGAACCGCAGGGCAGCUUCGAACGCCUGAUGGAGGCCGCCGGAAAGUCGUCCCACGGCAGCCGUCGCGACCCCGCUGACCUGGACGACGGAACCUACCGGUAUCCGCGGAGAAGCUUCGACGACCGUUCGGACGACCUGGACGACGAAGGCUUCCGGGACCCUCCGCGCAGCUUCGAGCGCCUGAUGGUCCACGCCGCCGGGGAGUCCUCGUCGCCCAUCAAGCGCACCAAACCUGCCGACUUGGACGGUAGCUACCGGGCGUACUACAUGAACGACUACUGCAACGCGGGCCAGAAGGCGCUGCCCGUGCACCUUCAGCUGCACAGCGACCAGGCGGGCGUCGUGCUCUACUCGCAUCGGCGCAAUUCGACGCCGCGCUCGAGCGUCUGUCAGCUGCCUUUCCAGGUGGAGAACGCCGCCAAGUUCACGCUCUCCUUUCGGUUCUUCGACACCGUGUCCGACUCCUUCAUCUGCUUCAUGUACCUGGAGGCGAGUUUCCCGCGGACUCUGAAAUACAGAAUAGACGCGCGAGCAAUACAUGAAAAGGAACGCCCAAAUUCGUUUUUUUUUCAACAACUACAUAAAGACACUUGCGAUGCAUGA